CAUGCAAGGGUCACGUCGUGUGCGUUGCACAACUAUGAUGUGCUUCUUUGCAAGUAGCCCUAUAAAAAAUAUUGUCAGAUUUCUACAACUGACCUCAGUUGCUGUGCCAGCUGGCAAGCGAACCAGUUUUUCUUUGCCUUCGCGCUUUUCUACAAAAUCAACAGGCAGCACAGCCAUGGAUCUGAGUGACAUGAGAAAGAAAUACAAAGGAGACGAGGAGUGCUUCGAGGAGAACCAGUUGGUUUCCCUGGAUCCCAUCAAGCAGUUUGGUUACUGGUUCGAUGAGGCAACAAAGUGCCCAGAUAUUGGAGAGGCUAAUGCCAUGUGUAUAGCCACAUCUACAAAAGACGGCCGUCCAUCCGCUCGCAUGGUGUUGCUGAAGGGCUACAGCAAUGAAGGCUUCCGUUUCUUCACCAACUAUGAGAGCCGAAAGGGAGGAGAGCUGGAGAGCAAUCCUUUUGCUUGUCUUGUCUUUUACUGGGAGCCACUUAACAGACAGGUGCGCAUUGAGGGCUCGGUGGAGCGCAUCCCCUACCAGAGUUCAUGUGACUACUUCCACUCUCGGCCCAAGAGCAGCCAGAUCGGUGCAGUGGUGAGCCGGCAGAGCACCAUAGUCCCAAAUAGACAGUACCUGAGACAGAAAAAUGCAGAACUUGAGGAAACGUACAAGGACACUGAAGUUCCCAUGCCAGACUAUUGGGGUGGCUACAUUGUCAAGCCACAGGUGAUCGAGUUCUGGCAGGGCCAAACCAACCGGCUGCAUGACCGCAUUGUGUUCAUGAGGCCCAAGGAAGGUGAAGACACCCUGGGUGAGAUGCAGCACCAAGGGGAAGGAGGCUGGGUGUACUACCGUUUGUCCCCCUGAGGGUGGGAGCAUGCGAUCAGCAUACAGCAUAGGUGACUGCUGAUGCAGCUGCCGAAAGCCAGGGCCAGAAAACAACUGUUUUACUCAUUACUGUCAGUCCUCAAUCAUGUUCAUUCUGAAAAAAAUUGGUUGAUGUUUUCUGACACUGAAGCCUCAUUGUAUAUCAAGCCUUUUCAUAAUUUGUGCCUAGGAUCGUUAUUCAGAAACAUUAGACCAAUACAGGGUGUUUGGCUGGUACUAGUAACCAUUUAUCAGGUAGUAUUGUGACAUCUCCACAUUGUCCAACUUAACACUAUCCAUGUGUUUAAUUUUGAAAUGUAUUAGAAUUUUUUUUUCCCUGGGAACUGAAAAUUUCUCAGAAAAUUUUAGGUACCCAUGAAGGGAAUUAAAGCUGGGGAUUUAUGUUAGACCAUAAAACACUGAUCAGA
Messenger RNA from Megalops cyprinoides (Indo-Pacific tarpon), 1293 nucleotides. It is a transcript of the gene pnpo, whose product is annotated as pyridoxamine 5'-phosphate oxidase. Gene Ontology annotation, biological process: pyridoxal 5'-phosphate biosynthetic process; pyridoxine biosynthetic process. Gene Ontology annotation, molecular function: pyridoxamine phosphate oxidase activity; FMN binding. Bases 2 to 865 code for a protein of 287 amino acids. NCBI's taxonomy places the organism in Eukaryota, Metazoa, Chordata, Actinopteri, Elopiformes, Megalopidae. The transcript has 7 exons. The record is from RefSeq and is a predicted model, not a curated record.